This is a messenger RNA of Adineta steineri, 333 nucleotides long. The record is from the annotation of a GenBank genome assembly. Lineage: Eukaryota; Metazoa; Rotifera; Eurotatoria; Adinetida; Adinetidae.
AUGGGAGGAGUACAACACCCACACAAUGUAACAAGAACAGUAUCUGGUGGUCUAUAUUAUUUAGUUAUUGUUGAUCAAAAUACUAAUCGUUUUAUUGGUUCAAGUCCAUAUGGAUAUAGAUGUUUAGUUGGAUGUUCUCAACAAGCAGGUUCAACAUCUUCUCAAUUAAAUCAACCUUAUAGCAUGAGUUUCGAUAAUCAAGAAAAUAUUUAUAUUAAAGAUAAAAAUAAUGCACGAGUACAAAUGUUCAAUUUAAUACAAAUUCAAAUUCCUGCGAUAAGUUUUAUGAAUAUCAUAUUUAUUAUAUAUAUUCUUCAUAAGAUACUCUCUUGA